AUGAAUAACUUUAGAACAGGAAUAAAGUUUGGGAAAAUCAAAGUACUCAAUGUGGCAGAGAAACCCUCUGUAGCCAGGUCGAUAGCAAACGUGCUUGCUCGUGAUCACACAGUAGAAGAAACCCAAUCUCCAUAUAACAAAUUAUUCAAAUUCAAUUUUAAGUUUGGAGACUAGGAGGUUGAGAUGUGGAUAACAUCAGUUACAGGGCAUUUAAAGAGUCUGAGAUACCCUAAGCAAUAUUAGAAAUGGGAUUAGUGGGAUCCCAUCAUUAUAUUAAAGGAUGCAGAAAUUGAAAAUAUAAUUCCUAAUGAAAAGAGAUUUUUGGAAGGGAAUUUAAAAUAAUUUGCACGGGAAUGUAGUCAAUUAAUUCUGUGGUUAGAUUGUGAUAGAGAAGGUGAAAAUAUAGCAUUUGAAGUUCUGGAGGUUUGUAAGGAUUCAAAUCCUUAAAUUUAAGUACAUCGAGCUCAUUUUUCAGCAGUCACCUAUAUUGAUAUUAAGAAAGCUUUGGAUAAUUUAAAAUAGCCAGAUGAAAAUUUAUCUAAUUCUGUACUUGCUCGAUAGGAAAUCGAUCUUAGAAUAGGAGCAUCUUUUACUAGAUUUCAAACUCUACUAUUAUAAUAGCAAUUUCAUUUGUAAUCUGUCAUUAGUUAUGGUCCUUGUUAAAUUCCAACAUUAGGAUUUGUAGUAUAAAGACAAAAAGAAAUUGAUUCAUUUGUAAAAGAGAAAUUUUGGUUUAUCUAAUGCGAAGAUUAAACAAAAUGUGGGUAUAAUUGGAGUAGAGGCAACAUUUUUGAUGAAAUGAUUGUAUUAAUAUUAUUUGAAAGAUGUUUUACAGAAUAAGCAAAGAUAACGGAUGUUUAAUCUAAAGAAGUUCAGAAAUGGAAACCCUACCCUUUAUCAACCAUAGAAUUUGAAAAAUUGGCUUCAAAAAAGCUAAAAAUAUCUGCUCAUAAAGCUAUGGAAUUAGCUGAGAAAUUAUAUAAUAGAGGUUUUAUUAGUUAUCCAAGAACUGAAACCAAUAAAUUUCCACCUACUAUUAAUUUAUAAAAUAUCAUCAGAGAUCAGGUUAAUCAUCCUGUAUGGGGAGAGUUUGCAUAAAGUUUGAUUAAUUGCAACUUUGAUUAACCAAGAGCAGGUAAUAAAGAUGACAAAGCCCAUCCUCCAAUACAUCCAGUUAAAAUGAUGCGCGAAUCAGAUGCCUAAACAUAAUAAGAAUGGGAAAUUUAUUAAUUAAUUACAAGACACUUCUUAGCAUGUUGCUCUAAGAAUGCUAAAGGCUCUGAGACAACAGUUAAUCUUUAAGUUUAGGAGGAAUCCUUCUAUAAACAGGGAUUGGUGAUUCUUGAAAAAAAUUAUUUAGAAAUUUAUCCCUAUGACGAAUGGUCAUAAUCUUAAGUACCAAAUUAUAAAAAAGGUGAUAUGAUAUAAAUUACACUAAAAAUUCAAAAUGGUAAAACUUCUCCUCCCAAACCUAUGACUGAAUCUGAAUUGAUUGGAUUGAUGGAUAAAAAUGGUAUAGGAACUGAUGCCACAAUUCAUGAACAUAUCAAUACAAUUUAAGAAAGAGAAUAUGCAAUAAAAAAAGGAUAAAUUAUAAAACCAACUAAACUCGGGUUAGCAUUAGUAGAAUCCUAUGAAAUGUUAGGUUUUACAUUGCAUAAACCACACUUAAGAGCUGUUAUGGAAUAAAGAAUGAAUGAAGUAGCAUAGGGAACAAAAUAAAAAAAAUAAAUAGUUGAAGCGACAAUAGCGGAGAUGAGUGAUAUUCUAAAGCAACUUUAAGAAAAAAGAAGUUAGAUUAUAUCUACAUUUGGAUAGUAUUUAGAAGCAUUAAAAGAUUAUGAUGAAAAUAAUGAUGAUGAUAAUACGUAGAAUAGAGACUUAACCUAACAAAAUUAAUAAAAAUAAAAAAAAAAUAAAAUACCAAAAAAGCAACAAUAAUACCAAUAAUAAUAAUAAUAAUAAUAAUAAUAAUAAUAAUAAUAAUAAUAAUAAUAAUAACAAUAAUAGUAAUAAUAAUAAUAAUAGUAAUAACAAUAAGUAUACUAAUAGAAUUAUUCGUAAUUCUGUAAUAUAUGUGGUACAUAAUUAGUUGAAAUUAAAUAAAUUAAUGGAACAUUCCUAGAAAUUUGUUUAAAAUGUUGUUUAGGUUAAGAAAAAUCUUAAAAUUUUAAUAGUAUAUAGAAUUAUCAACCUCAAUCUUAAAAUUAUAAUAGUAUGUCUAAUUUUUAACCUAAAUCUUAAAACAAUAAUACAUCUAAUUUUCAAUAAAAAUUUUUCAAAAGUUCAAAUUUUGAAGAAACAUUUAAAUGCAACUAGUGUUAAAACUAAAUGAAAAUAAGAUAAUCCAAAUUAAAGAAUUCCUAUUUUUUUGGUUGUCUUGGUUAUCCUUAAUGCAAUUAAGCAAUAUUUUUACCUGAUUACAUUAAAUCUAUAUAGAGAACAGAUAAAAAAUGUAGAAAAUGUAAUUCGAAUAUAUUUCAAACUGAAUAUUCUGAAAAUUCAACUUUUUAAUAAAAAUCUCAAUUACUUUGUUUAUAUCCUGAAUGUUCUGAAGGUUUCAAGACAGAAUGGAAAAAUUAAAAUAGAGAAUCACAAUAAACACAUUUAAACAAUUCAAAAUCAAAAUAGGGCUUCUUAAUGAGACAAGUUUAAUGCAAAAAAUGUAAUUAGUUUGGACAUUAUGAGGAUGUAUGUAAUAUCAACAGUAAAACAAUCCCUUCUUUAGCGGAUUCUAAUUAAAAAGAAAAAAAAGAUAAACUCUGCCCUUCAUGCGGUAUCACAGGAAGGCAUCCUAAAGGCUCUGAUUGCCCUAUGAAAAAGGUUAAGAAGAAAAUUUAAUGA
This is a messenger RNA of Paramecium tetraurelia, 2844 nucleotides long. RefSeq lists its product as uncharacterized. Gene Ontology annotation, biological process: DNA topological change. Lineage: Eukaryota; Ciliophora; Oligohymenophorea; Peniculida; Parameciidae. Gene Ontology annotation, molecular function: DNA binding; DNA topoisomerase type I (single strand cut, ATP-independent) activity. The record is from RefSeq and is a predicted model, not a curated record. The transcript has 4 exons. Gene Ontology annotation, cellular component: nucleus.